Toxotes jaculatrix (banded archerfish) is the source of this 2238-nucleotide messenger RNA. RefSeq names its product polymerase (DNA directed), beta (gene polb). Gene Ontology annotation, cellular component: nucleus. The coding region runs from base 133 to 1143 and encodes 336 amino acids. The transcript is spliced from 14 exons. Gene Ontology annotation, biological process: double-strand break repair via nonhomologous end joining. The record is from RefSeq and is a predicted model, not a curated record. Lineage: Eukaryota; Metazoa; Chordata; Actinopteri; Toxotidae. Gene Ontology annotation, molecular function: DNA-directed DNA polymerase activity; DNA binding.
UCAUUGUUCAGCGUCAGCUAACUACGGUGCUAAAGGCUAACUAAGAAUACAAAGAGGUCUUAACUGUUUUUUUGCAUGGAUAUAAGGCCGUUUGAAUUCUCGGAGGACAUUUGAGAGCGGGUCAAAUCCACAAUGAGCAAGAGGAAAGCGCCGCAGGAAUCCCUGAAUGAGGGAAUAACAGACUUUCUUGUUGAGCUGGCUAAUUACGAAAAAAAUGUCAACAGGGCAAUACACAAGUACAAUGCAUACAGGAAAGCAGCAUCUACCAUUGCAAAGUACCCUCACAAGAUCAGAAGUGGUGAAGAGGCUAAGAAACUGGAUGGUGUUGGAGCUAAAAUAGCAGAAAAGAUUGAUGAGUUCCUACAAACUGGUAAAUUACGGAAACUGGAAAAGAUCCGAAAUGAUGACACCAGCACUUCCAUCAAUCUCCUCACCAGAGUUACUGGAAUUGGCCCUGCUGCUGCCAGGAAGUUUUUUGAAGAAGGGGUGAAGACAUUAGAAGAUCUGAAAAAGAUUGAGCACAAGCUAAACCAUCAUCAACAGAUUGGGCUCAAGUACUUUGAGGAAUUUGAGAAAAGGAUUCCACGUGCUGAAAUGGAAAAGAUGGAGAUGCUGAUACUUGGAGAGUUGGAGAAAAUUGAUCCAGAAUAUAUUGGAACAAUCUGUGGAAGUUACAGGAGAGGAGCUGCAUCGAGUGGUGAUAUUGAUAUUUUGCUGACCCACCCAAACUACACCUCUCAGACUGAGAAGCAGGCCAAACUCCUCCAUGCCGUGGUUGACCAUUUGGAGUCCAUUGGGUUUGUGACCGACACUCUGUCCAAAGGAGACACAAAGUUCAUGGGAGUCUGCCAGCUACAGCAGAGUGAUGAAGAUGAGGAAGAAUACCUUCACAGGCGUAUUGAUAUUAGGUUAAUCCCCAAGGACCAGUACUACUGUGGAGUCCUGUAUUUCACUGGAAGUGAUAUCUUCAAUAAAAAUAUGAGAACUCAUGCUCUGGAGAAGGGCUUCACUCUGAAUGAGUACACCAUACGACCAGUCGGGGUUACCGGUGUGGCAGGGGAACCUCUGUUGGUGGAUAGCGAGAGAGAUAUCUUUGAAUACAUCCAGUACAAAUACAGAGAGCCAAAGGACCGCAGCGAGUGAAGUUAUAGUUAUAUCUGCAUAAGGCUACAACUCUUUUCCAAACAAGAUCAGAAGCAUGUGUACCAAUGUGUGUUUUUGUGUGUGUUAGUCUUUCAUAUACCAUUCAAUUAUGAUAUUGAAUAGAAAACGUCAUCUAUCUAAAGUUGAAAUCUGUGAAAAUCCCUGUGAAUUAAAUUUUAAACUGAACACACACAUGCACAACAAAACAGUCAUUUUGUUUUUAACCUUAGGUUUAGUGCUCGGUGGUUGUAUGUGAAGGCUUAUGGGCUCAAUUUUUUAAGCAAGUUUUAAUUCAACAGUAUUUUUUUUUUCUCCACACGUACAUACAUUUAGUCUUGGAUAUUCCAGAAAAUGAUUACACCAUAACCUGGGAUGAGCAGUCUUGAUGUGGACUGGCUUCUUUUACAGUUAUCUGUCCAUCGUUGGAAAUGUUCGUUGUUUCCAUUAACAUUUUGGUUGUGCAAAAGUGUUUUAAUGUGUAUCUGUUACACAUGCAGACAAGACAGUAGUGUUGCUACUAUAUCUACUAUGUCUUAGUAGUUUUUAAAAACUCAUUCACCAUGGAAACUUAAGUGUGUGUUUUUAAACUUGUAGUAUUUAUCUUCCACUUUGAGUAAAUGAAUAAAUUAGGAAGAAGAAAUGCAAAAACAAUAUUUGCCUUUAAUUGGCUCAGUUUCUGGUUAUAGACACUUAUUUUGGCCAAAUGAAAAUACAUAUUUUUCUCAGUUUUUAUUGGUGUGUGAAUAUGACUGUUACACUGAGAUACUUGAAUAAAUUGUAUGUGUCCGUGUGAAAAUGAUUACUCGUGUAAAUCAGGGAAUUGUAUGUUCAGUUUUCAUUUGAAAGCAGUAGAUAAAAGUAAUGAAGCUAAUCAGGUAACCAGAAUUCCGCUACAGUGUGUCCUAUGAUACCGAUUUUUAUCUGUAACACAAAACUUGAAUGUUAGGAAUAGGACUGUGAAGUCAGCUUUGUAUGUGGAUGAUUGCAAAUAGUUCUAGAAAUAUUUAAGAAAAACCCAUGUAAAACAGAAUGGGGUUCCUAACAUCCAAAUGUCAUCUUUAUAUAUGAAUAAAGUAAAUGGGUGAAAAAAAAAAA